GAACCGGUAGCUUUUGUCCCACCUUCUAUGUCUUCAUAAUGGCCACCUUAUCCUCAUUUCCAGGAAUGUUCCCGUUUCAAGUUAUAUAUUCGCAAUACAGAGGCUCGCAAGGGUUUUUGUUAUCGGAUCUCAUUAUGCAAUUUACAAAGCAAGUGCUUCGACCAAAGGUUUUGUUGAUCAUGCUGGCCGUCACGGUAAUCAUGUUCGACUUGGAUGACUUGUUCGAUCUCGAAGGAAUCGAGUUUGAGGAAGACGAAGAUCCUCAUCAGCCAGAGGGCGAUAACCACGCACCAAGCGACCUUUGACCAAGCCAUUCAGUUGCCUAUUUACUCUCCUUUCAUUUUUCACAUGUAUCCUGUAUCUACGUGCCUUAGCAACUAUCUUGUACUCUUACCACUGACUUUGUCCCAAUCACGCCUGCACUCAACCUCAUUCUUGACCAUUGCUCAA
This is a messenger RNA of Umbelopsis ramanniana AG, 450 nucleotides long. RefSeq lists its product as uncharacterized. Bases 39 to 305 code for a protein of 88 amino acids. The record is from RefSeq and is a predicted model, not a curated record. The transcript has a single exon. Lineage: Eukaryota; Fungi; Mucoromycota; Umbelopsidomycetes; Umbelopsidales; Umbelopsidaceae.